Maniola jurtina (meadow brown) is the source of this 2875-nucleotide messenger RNA. RefSeq names its product DNA excision repair protein ERCC-6-like. Gene Ontology annotation, molecular function: ATP binding; ATP-dependent chromatin remodeler activity. Gene Ontology annotation, biological process: transcription-coupled nucleotide-excision repair. The coding region runs from base 32 to 2857 and encodes 941 amino acids. The transcript has 2 exons. The record is from RefSeq and is a predicted model, not a curated record. NCBI's taxonomy places the organism in Eukaryota, Metazoa, Arthropoda, Insecta, Lepidoptera, Nymphalidae. Gene Ontology annotation, cellular component: nucleus.
AAAUAGUAAGUAUACAUUAUAACUUUUGAACAUGGUUGAUGUAUUUCUUAAUAAAUAUUUGGAAACUCAAUUGGCCCUCACAAAACAAAAACAAGAAGAGAAACAAACCGCUGAGAACUCAGUGUCCCUGAAAAGCAAGAAAGCAGCCGAUCGAAUUUCAAAAAUACAAGACAAAAAUUAUCAGAAAAAGGAAAUUAGUGAAAAGUUUGAUAGUAAAUAUCAACCUGGCGCCUCCGCAGACAAACACGAGGAAGAUGAAGAAUAUUUACCAUCUUGUGAUGAAGAUGAAGACAUUCCUUGCCCAUCCUUAGCUGCACCAUCACGCACCAAACAAAAUAACCUCAAGAAAAUAGUUGACGAUGGAGAUACAAAUCUGUACAACGAAAGAGUAGAAACUUGGAGAAACAGCCUUAAAACAGCGUCUUCAGGAAAUUAUGACGGAGUUUAUAGCUCUGCAGACAUACAGUAUGUUCUAGAUGGUAACAAAGAUCCUGAAGCAAAACAUGAAUUGCAAAAUGGAUUGUGUGUUCCAAAUUAUAUAUGGAAGCAGUUGUAUAAAUAUCAAAGGAUAGGAGUUAAGUGGUUAUGGGAGCUGCAUCAGGUGCAAUCUGGAGGGUUACUCGGGGAUGAAAUGGGAUUAGGUAAAACAGUUCAAUUUAUUGCUUUCCUGGCUGGUUUAUGUGGGACUGAUAAAGGAUCUUGGGGUGGUCUCGGACCCUCAAUAAUAGUAGCACCUGCAACAGUUAUUUACCAGUGGGUUUCUCAUUUCCAUUUCUGGUGCCCGCAGCUGAGAGUUGCUGUCCUACACCACUCCGGGUCUCAUGGUGGAAAUCAUAAUAAACUGAUAAGAGAUCUACAUUUAUCUCAUGGUAUUUUAUUGAUCACAUAUGCUGGCAUUGUUAAGUAUAUUAAUGAUUUGCUGUCCCGGAAGUGGCAUUAUAUUAUUUUAGAUGAGGGUCAUAAAAUUAGGAACCCUGACACUCAAGUUAGCAAGCUGGUUAAAAAGUUUGAUACACCUCACAAGAUUAUUAUAACUGGGUCCCCUAUGCAGAAUAGCUUGCAGGAACUUUGGUCGCUCUUUGACUUCAUGAGGCCAGGUCUACUGGGCACCUAUGCUGCUUUCAUGGAACAUUUUGCUGUUCCCAUAACUCAAGGAGGGUAUGCAAAUGCUACUGAGUACCAAGAAGCGAUCGCUCUAGAAAUUGCUAAAGCUCUCAAAGAUAUGAUCACACCUUACAUGUUGAGGAGAACAAAAGCUGAAGUCCAGGAGCAUAUUCAUUUGCCUGAAAAAAAUGAACAAGUUCUAUUUUGUGCCCUUUCUAAAGAACAAAGAGACUUGUACAUGGGGUAUCUCACGAGUGGAACAGUCCGAAGUAUUUUAGACAGAGACUCAAAAUAUGGAGAUCCAUUAAGAGCUAGAGUUUUAGUUGCCUUGUCCACGCUUAGGAAACUAUGUAAUCAUCCUGAUCUGUACUUGUAUGAAGCACAAGAAGAAAAUGAACAAAUAGACGAGGAAACAUUCGGUCACUGGAGGAGAUCUGGGAAAAUGUCUGUGGUUCAUUCUCUGCUAAAAAUUUGGCUCAAGCAGGGUCACAGGACUCUUAUUUUUUCACAAUCUCGAGCAAUGCUCUGCAUAUUGGAGCAGCAUUUACUAAAACAUGAAUUUAAAUAUUUAAAAAUGGAUGGUACUGUAAGUGUGAGUCUGAGGCAGAACUUGAUUAAAACAUUUAACGAAAAUCCUGAAUAUUUAGUUUUUCUUGCUACUACGAGAGUUGGUGGACUUGGUGUGAAUUUGACAGGGGCUGACAGAGUUAUCAUAUAUGAUCCAGAUUGGAACCCAGCCACUGACAAUCAAGCCAAAGAGAGAGCCUGGAGAAUUGGCCAGAAUAGAAAUGUUACAGUUUAUAGAUUGCUAUCAGCGGGCACGAUUGAAGAAAAAAUAUAUCAGAGACAGAUCUUUAAAAAUUUCUUAAGUAACAAAAUAUUGAUAGAUCCUAAUCAGAAGAAUGUGUUAACAACCAGCACUCUGCAGGGCUUGUUCACUCUAGAAGACUUAAAUGGUGAAGGUGAUACAGAGACAGCUGCUUUAUUUAAACAUACAAAGGUAGAUCUCGCUGAGCAAUCUAAGAUAAAAAGUAAAAAUAAGAUUACUAAAAGUAUCUCAUAUUCUAAAAGGAAAAUAGAAGAAAUGAAAAAAAGAGCUAAGGAAAUCAGUAAAAAAUUUAAAACAGAAUUACAAACAGUGACACAAGAAGAUCCUCGUGAGAAAUAUAAGAAAAAAAGAGAAUCAAUACUUAAUCCACCGAUAGUUGAAGAACCACAAGUAAAUAUAAUUGAUGAUAAAGUUACAGAUGUUCCAUUUCAGAAUGUGCUCUCUGAAUUAGACAUUAUUAGUAAGCAUACAAAAGUAAAUUAUGAACAAAAAUUACUUAAAGAGGUACUAAGUAGUCAAGAGAAAGUUGAAGAAGUAAAGGAUUUACUGCCUGAAGAUGGAGAAAUAGUUACUGAUGAAAAACAGGAUGAUUUGGAGACAGCACAGCCCAGUUCUUCAAUAGCAGAUGAUGACAAAAUCCUCACCAAGGCAAGAAAAAGAAAGAACUCAUCAUUACUUUCAGAAUUAGAAAAUGUGGUGUCUAUUAAAAAAGUAAAAAAGAAGAAGGAUAAAAUGGAUAAGGAACAGAGUCUCAACGAUGAUGAUUAUGUUCUAAGCAAGCUUUUUGCCAAAUCAACUGUUAAGAAUGCCUUACAUCACGAUGUAGUCGUGGGAUUAGCAGAGAAGGAGAAAAGGCACAGGAUGAAAGAGGAAGCAAUUAGAACAGCUAAAAAAGCUGUAAAAGCAAUAAAGUUUUCUUCUUAAUAAAUAUUUGUAAUACAA